AUGACUUCCUCCCAGAGCCCGCCCCCAGGCGCGGCGGAUAGACCCCGCCUCACCGAAGCGCAGAAGAAAGAGAACCACAUCAGAUCCGAGCAGAAGCGGCGCGAAGCCAUCCGCGACGGCUUCGACCGCCUCGCGUCCAUUGUGCCCGGCAUGGAGGGCCAAGGCAGGAGCGAGGCGGUGGUCCUGGAAGCGACACUGCAGCACAUGCGCGAGAAGAUCAGCGAGCGCCAGAAGCUCAUCGAGGCCGGCAAGACAAAGGGCAUGGACACGGCGGGCUGGGAGCUCUCCCGAGAGACCGUCACCGCGUGCGAAAGCCAGCAGAAGCGCAACGAGAGCGAGCAAUAG
Paraphaeosphaeria sporulosa is the source of this 345-nucleotide messenger RNA. RefSeq lists its product as uncharacterized. Gene Ontology annotation, biological process: regulation of transcription by RNA polymerase II. Lineage: Eukaryota; Fungi; Ascomycota; Dothideomycetes; Pleosporales; Didymosphaeriaceae. Bases 1 to 345 code for a protein of 114 amino acids. The record is from RefSeq and is a predicted model, not a curated record. The transcript has a single exon. Gene Ontology annotation, molecular function: RNA polymerase II cis-regulatory region sequence-specific DNA binding; protein dimerization activity; DNA-binding transcription factor activity, RNA polymerase II-specific.